CUUCAAUGACUUGAGAGUGACUUGAGUCCUUUUCAGUACUCCUUAGCAACACAUCCAGAUUUUGCUUUACUCACCAUGAAGGCCACAGUCAUUGCAACCUUCUUUGGUGUGUUUCUUACAUGUACAUACACAGCCAAGGAAGCCACAAAGAAGACAAAAAAGGCUAAGCUAUAUGUACCCCAGAUUGAUUGUGAUGUCAAGGCGGGGAAGAUAAUCAAUCCAGAAUUCAUUGCAAAAUGCCCUCCUGGAUGUCAAGAUGUAAAAUACCGUGUUUAUGGCACAGACAUUUAUGCUUCUUUUUCCAGUGUCUGCAAUGCUGCAAUUCACAGUGGUAUAAUUGACAACACAGGUGGGAAGAUUCUUGUCCAGAAAGUCGCCGGGCACUCUGGUUACCGCGGGAGCUUCUCCAAUGGUGUCCGGUCGCUGUCACUGCCGCGCUGGAGGGAGUCCUUCCUUGUGUCAGAGGGCAAGCCAAGAAAAGGUGUGACGUAUCCAUCAACCCUUGAAUAUUCUUCUUCAAAAAGUACAGCUGUUAAAUCAGAGCCUAAAAAACCAGAGCAAGACCUAAAAGGUACGAAGAGUGCAGACACAGCUUACACAUCAGAAAAAGCAUCAGACCAAGGGGACACAGUCCACAAAGAGUAUCAGACAACUCCAGCGCCAACCCCGACCAUGCAAAUGGCCACCACAACCCCCACACCGACGACCACGACGACAGAUCCUUCCACCACAGUGCCACAGCCAACCACAACACCUGCAGCAACCAGAACCACAGCAGCUCCAGCCAAGGCUAGACCUGGACUGCACAGGGUCAGAGAUAUGGGUUCUAGCAGUGUUCACCCAGCGUAUGCAUCUGUGGUAGCUGCAGCAGCAAGACAGGUUCAGGCCGCACAAGGAAGAGGACAGAAUACAGCAUUCAGGGGCAUUUCCACCUCUGCAAGUAACAGGAAUAUUUUACAACACAAUACAGGUGCUCAGCGCCAAGAGCCUGUUGCCACCUUCCAGAGGGCUGCCAGCUCUCCAGUCCACCUGGCAAUGGAAAUAGACUCAUGGAAACCUGGACUGAGCCUUUUUGACACAGGCUUCAGUACAAAGGAAGAGUUGAAUCCAAAGCCACUGGAACCCAUCUCCCAGGGGAAUCAGAAUUGCAAGGUUGAUUUGUCCUUCUUAAUGGAUGGGAGCUGGAGCAUUGGCAAACGCCGCUUUCAGCUCCAGAAGCGGUUCCUUGGUAACAUGGCUCAAGCCCUUGGCAUUGGCAGCGCUGGUCCUCUGAUGGGCAUUGUUCAGUAUGGUGAUGACCCUUCCACAGAAUUUAACUUAAAAACCUAUUCCAACUCCAAGGAUCUAAGGAAUGCCAUUGAGAAAAUUCAACAGAAAGGGGGCCUUUCCAAUGUUGGGAAGGCACUUUCAUUUGUUAACAAAAACUUCUUUCUGGAUGGUAAUGGAAACCGAGGUGGAGCACCCAAUGUGGUUGUAGUGAUGGUGGAUGGGUGGCCAACCGACCGGGUGGAAGAGGCCUCCAGGCUGGCCAGGGAAUCAGGGAUCAACAUUUUCUUUGUCACUGUUGAAGCAGCUGCUCAAAGUGAAAAGCAGAACGUUAUUGAACCGAACUUUGUGGACAAGGCAGUGUGCAGGACAAAUGGUUUCUAUUCCAUCAAUGUGCCCAGCUGGUUCAGCCUGCAGAAGGUGGUGCAGCCCUUGGUGAAGCGGGUGUGUGACACCGACCGGCUGGCCUGCAGCAAGACCUGCCUCAACGCCGCCGACAUCGGCUUCGUGAUCGACGGCUCCAGCAGCGUCGGCACCGGCAACUUCCGCACGGUUCUCCAGUUUGUGGCCAACAUCAGCAAGGAGUUCGAGAUUUCAGACACCGACACGCGCAUUGGAGCUGUGCAGUACACCUACGAGCAGAGGCUGGAGUUCAGCUUUGACAAGUACAGCACGAAGCAGGACGUGCUGAACGCUAUCAAGAGGAUCAGUUACUGGAGUGGGGGCACCAGCACGGGAGCAGCCAUCAGCUACGCCUCAGAGCAGCUGUUCAGCAAGUCCAAACCCAACAAAAGGAAGAUCAUGAUUCUCAUCACAGAUGGCAGGUCUUACGAUGAUGUCAGCGUGCCAGCCAUGGCAGCUCACCAAAAUGGAGUCAUCGCUUAUUCCAUUGGAGUUGCUUGGGCAGCCCCAGAUGAACUGGAAGCCAUUGCAUCAGACCCUGCUAAGGAGCAUUCCUUCUUUGUGGAUGAAUUUGACAACCUCUACCGCUAUGUUAAUCAGCUCAUCCAAAACAUUUGCACAGAGUUUAAUUCCCAGCCACGGAACUGA
Messenger RNA from Cinclus cinclus, 2316 nucleotides. It is a transcript of the gene VIT, whose product is annotated as vitrin. Gene Ontology annotation, biological process: positive regulation of cell-substrate adhesion; extracellular matrix organization. NCBI's taxonomy places the organism in Eukaryota, Metazoa, Chordata, Aves, Passeriformes, Cinclidae. The record is from RefSeq and is a predicted model, not a curated record. The coding region runs from base 76 to 2316 and encodes 746 amino acids. Gene Ontology annotation, cellular component: interstitial matrix. The transcript is spliced from 19 exons.